ACUCCAUUUUGGGUCUCAGGUUGUUAUAGCUAGCUGUAGCUGGAUUGCUUUGUAAACACGUCUUUACUUUGUUUGUGUACAUUUUUCUCGCUUUGAUAUUAAAGCUGAGUAAACGGAGAGUUGUCCCCGCGUUCUGGUCUGAAUUCGAGUCUCUCUUCGUCUGAGAAAUGGACGGAGAAGUGGACGACUUCAUGUCCGGGGGCCGUUCCGAUGACGGAGGCGGCACUCCGGUUCAGGAUGAACACCCGGCGUCAGAUGGCGAGGAGAUGAGGAGUGACAGGCACCAGUCUGAGGACGAGGGCAGCAACGAUGAUGAUGCACCCCACGCCAUGGAGACCAGCGGGGCGGCCAGUGGCUCUGACAAUGAGGACCGCAGAGGGGCUGACAGUGACUCGGAGGACGAGGCCCCCAGGGGCCAUGAUGACAACGACAAGAGUGACUCGGAGGCGGAGGCUACUCGUCCUGCAGACAGCGACGACGACUCUCCAGUCAAACGCAGGAUGAGCGGAUCGGACAACGAGGAGGAGUCGCCGGUCAAGCACAGAGCUUCAGAUAACGAGGAAGGGGAGGGGUCAUCUCCCGCCAAACGCAGGGGGAGCAGCUCAGACAUGGAGGAGGGUGAGGACCGGCCCAAAGCAGCCGCAGACAGCGACUCAGAGAACGAGGACAUCAAACCUGCGGCGUCCAACCGGUCCAACGCUGACAGUGACUCUGACACAGAGAUGCCUGCCAGACGCAAGGCGGCACAGAUAGACUCUGAGGAGGAGGAGAAACAGGAAGAGACAGAGGGAGGAGGAGGAGGAGGAGGAGGAAGAGGAGGGAAGUGGAAAGCUGUGAUGCAGUCUGACAGUGAGGAAGAGGAGGAGGGAGGAAGGAGGAAGGCAGCAGCAGGAAGUGAUGAAGAGCAGCAGGAGGAUGAGAGGGAGCAGAGAGACGACAGCGACGACGAGAAGCCAGUGAAGAGGAAGAAGGCCAUUCUGUCAGACAGUGAGGAUGAAGAUGAGGAGAAGGCAAAUAAACCAGCAGUGAAGCGGAGUCGGGCGGUGUCGGAUGAUGAGAACUCAGACAGCGAUGAGGGGUCAGAGGGCCCUGAUAAGAGUCUGGCAGCCAAACUCAGAGAGCUCGGCUCUGACAGCGCGAGCGACGACGAGACGUCGAAGCCCGCGGCAGGGAAGAAAGAUGAGAAGGCGCUGUUCGGCAGCGACAGCGACUCUGGAGACGACGAUGAGGAGGAGAAAAUGAUUGCAGACAUCUUUGGAGAGUCCGGAGAUGAGGAGGGGGAGGAGUUCACGGGUUUCAACCAGGAGGACCUGGAGGAGGAGAAGAAGGAGUCGAAGGAGAAGAAGCAGCAGGUGGAGGAAGAGUCAGACUCCGAUGAAGGAGUCGACCGCAGCGGCCAAGACACCAGCUUCAUGUCUGACUUCGACAUCAUGCUUGCUCGGAGGAAGGCCAUGAACAGCAGGAAGAGAAGACACCGCGACGGAGGGACGUUCAUUAGCGAUGCCGACGACGUGGUCAGCGCCAUGAUCACCAAGAUGAACGAGGCCGCGGAGGAGGAUCGAACUCUGAACAGUCAGAAGAAACCAGCACUGAAAAAACUCACUCUGCUGCCUCAGGUCGUCAUGCACCUGAAGAAACAGGACUUGAAGGAGACUUUUAUCGACAGUGGGGUGAUGUCGGCCAUUAAAGAAUGGAUCAGUCCUCUUCCAGAUAAAUCGCUGCCUGCUCUCAGGAUCAGAGAGGAGCUGCUCAGGAUCCUGCAGGAGCUGCCCAGUGUGAGUCAGGAGACUCUGAAGCACAGUGGAAUCGGCCGGGCCGUCAUGUUUCUCUACAAACAUCCCAAAGAGUCUCGAUCCAACAAAGACCUGGCUCUCAAACUCAUCAAUGAGUGGUCACGGCCGAUCUUUGGUUUAACGUCCAACUACAAGGGAAUGACGAGAGAGGAGCGACAGCAGAGAGAUCUGGACCAGCAGAUGCCUCAGAGACGAAGACUAAGUCAGCCUCAGAAGGUGGAGAGGGCGGUGGAACCCGACGUCUUCUCUCCACCAAUCAGCUCAGGGGGUCAGACGCCUCGGAGGGACCUGGAGAAGCAGCUCACCGGAGAGGAAAAAGCUCUGCGACCCGGUGACCCCGGGUUCUGUGCCAGGGCUCGGGUCCCGAUGCCCUCCAACAAAGACUAUGUUGUACGGCCGAAGUGGAACGUAGAGAUGGACUCCAACAGGGGUCCGAUGAAGAAGGGUUUGUCCCGUGUUGAUAAACAGAUGCGUAGAUUUGCUGACAUCCGCCGCCUGACGAAGACGGGUCAUGCAGUUAAAAUCAGUGUUGAAGGCAACCGGAUGCCGCUCUGAUUUUAACUUCGAUAGGAUUUAUUCACUUUUUUUUUUUUUUUUUUUUUAUGUUUUGUUCUUCCCACGAUUAUUCUCCCCCUUCCCUCACUCCUCAGGUCCAGCUCUGCCUUAUUAAAGGGCUGAGGUCAAAGUGUGAACAUCUGCUGAAAUCACAGAGACUCAGGUGUGCCUGGACUAAAAAUAUUCAAAAUAAUCCAGAAUUAUCCUUCGAAUGCAGCAUAACUACUCUCAAUGCUAGCAGUCAGCUAUGCUACUUUUAUCUCCCAAAGUCAGCUAAAUCAGCUUAUGUUAGCAAUUAGCUACAUUAGCUGUAGCUCCAGGCCAACUGUAUCCACCAUGUUAGCAUUACAUCAGCUGUACCUCAAAGUUAAAUAAUGUUAGCAGUCAGCUUAAUCUCCAGUCCAUAAUGCUAUCUAGCAGAUGUUGACAAUCAGGUGUCUCUGAGGUAAAACUAUAGAAACUAAAUCCACCAUAUCAACUAAUGUUAGCAAUUAGCUAUGUUCCUUUUAUUUCUAAACCAAGGUUUCUAAUGUUAAUUUAUGUUAGCAGUCAGCUACAUUAGCUAAAUCUCAAACCUAGCAUAAUCUACAACAUUAGUUUGUGUUAUCAGUACAGUAACAUCAGCCAGCUACCAUAGUUAAUAUUAGCAGACAGCUACAUUACUUUUAGUUUUGAAACAACUGUAAAAUGUCAGGUGAAUUAAUGUUAGCACUGUGUUAGCUUCCCCAACAAGCCUGCUAAUUUAUCCAACAUUAGCAGUUAGCUAGCUUCAUCUCAAAACUAGCCAAGACCAAUGUGAACUAUGUCGUUGCUCCAAUUACAUCAAAUUAAAUUACAAAUCUUACUGGCUGGAACUAAAUCUUUAAAAACCAAAUGACAGAGAAAAAUCACUUCAUAUAAUCCUCCCAAAAUCAGUCUGUAACCAUGACAUGUAUUCAAACUUAGCACAGCCGCUGUAGUAGGCAGGCAAAGGCUACAUAAAACUGCCAUAAAGAGCCUCAGUGGAAAUGAAAUGAAAGGGAGGUAAUUCUGAUAGUAAGUUGGCCUCAAUCCAAGGAUAAUUUUGGUGAGAUUUCAAGUUUUUUGUCCAAACCCUCAAGGUCUCUGUUACCAGAUUCAAGAACAAAAUUUUCCCUCUCGCCCUCUUUGUCUCUGAAUGUGAAAGUGUUUGUAUUUUGCUAAUAGGCUGGCCAGACCUCCCCCUCAGUCCAUUUUGUCCCCUCUCUGCUCCCGUAGCAGCUGUACAGAAGUACGUAAACUGUCUACAGGACUGAGUUCACACAGGUAGCAGGGUGGCUCUGUUUGAUCUGGAUCAGAUCUCCUCCUGUGAGUCUAGACCUUUAAACAGACACCAGGACUCUGUAGUGAAGAUGUCUGAUCUGAUCCAGAGUCAGUUUGUUGACUGUGUGAAUUAGCCUGUCUGUCUGCACUGUUCUGGAUCGGAUGAUACUUUUCUUAAUAAAGACUCAGAUGAAACUCA
Molecule: messenger RNA, 3828 nt
Organism: Toxotes jaculatrix (banded archerfish)
Lineage: Eukaryota; Metazoa; Chordata; Actinopteri; Toxotidae
Product: protein IWS1 homolog
Exons: 16
Coding region: 168-2348 (726 amino acids)
Biological process (GO): poly(A)+ mRNA export from nucleus
Cellular component (GO): nucleus
Source: RefSeq, a predicted model, not a curated record